AUGAAGGCUGAGCUAAAACUUCUCAAAAAGAAAAAGGAAUAUAUGGAGUUAGUUAAAGGUAGAUUGGAUUCAGCCAGCGAAUCUACCUCAAUAGCGAGCGUAAUUAAGGAUGUUCUAUCCUCGACAAAAGAUAUGAAAAAGCAUAUCGAGAUGGCUGAAAUCCUGAGUCCCUUUAUUAAUUCAUCCUACGAUGAUUUCAGGAAAGAGUAUAAUUAUGUCUACUUCGAUUACAAUUUAAAGAAUUCGAAACAGAAAGCCGUUAAAAUAUAUAUGAAUUCAUUCUAUGGAGUGACAGGUCAAAGUGACUCCCCGUUCUACAAACUUGAGCUCACCGGAGGUGUUACUUCAGCUGGGCAAGAACAUAUCAAACUCGUUGCAGAAUUCGUGAAAAAGAAAGGUUUUGGGAUAAAAUAUGGUGAUACCGAUUCCCUAUAUCUCACUUGCCCAGAUUCCUAUUAUGAGAAAUGUAAUCUAACUUAUGAUGCUAGGAAAGGCGUUAUCUCAAAACUAGAGUACUGGACUGAAAUAAUCAAAAUUACUAUGGGAAUAAUGGAAAAAUUGCACAAUGAAGUAAACAACUUUCUUAGAUUAAAAACCAGAUCGGAUUAUCUCAAAAUGGCUUAUGAAGAAGUACUAUUUCCAGUAGUGUUUACUGGAAAGGAAAAAUAUUUUGGCAUCUCCCAUGAAGAUAUCCCAAACUUCAAACCGGAAGAGCUCUUUAUAAGAGGAAUCGAUACUGUGAAACAGGGUAAAUCCCAAGUUUUCAAAACCAUAGGGGAUAGGAUUAUGUGGAGAGCUAUGGGUAUUAACAAUGACCGAUCACUCUAUAAAAUUGUUGAAGAUGUUCUCAAGGACGCUAUAAUCAAUCCCAAGCAAUGGGAUUUCGAGCAGUUUAUAGAGACAGAUGCAUGGAAACCCAAUAUUCCGGUACCAGGUGAGCACUUUAGUUAUGUAGUAACUCAUCCAGACACGACUUUUGAUUCACAUGACAGAAAGUUAAACCUAACUAAAGGCGAGAAAAUGGAAUUUGUGGACAUAGCUAAGGAAUUAGGUAAGGAGUUAGAUUUAUAUCAUUAUUACGAAAAAACUAUCAUUGGUCUUUACGCCCGAUUUAUCAUGUAUGAUAAGAGACAUGAGCCAGUCCCCUCAGAUAGAAUAAUGCAAAUCGAUGAUCCAGAUGAGAAAUAUAAUCAGAUAGACGGCCAUGCUCAAAAGAAGGCCAAGUUGUGGUUUGAGGGAUUUGUGAAAGAGAAUAUCGUGGUGAAUGGAAUGCGGUCAAAGAAGCAUAAGAAAUGUUGUAUCAAAAGAUGGGUAGUUCAUAUGAAAUAUUUCAUGGUGAAUGGCUUAGCUACGAGAUAUUCAUGGCAAGUAACUCUGUCGAGCAAGCUUGUAAAAUGUAUUGGAGAGUAUAAUUUAUUCUUUCACAAAUUGGUCUAUCAUAUGCGUUAUAAAGAGCAUGUAUCAAUUCCAGAAGAAAUCGGCACAGUUUCAUCCAUGCGAAAAGAUGAGAUAAUUGUUGGUUUACCCACCUACCUCACAUAUCAGAAAUUGAAGCGUUAG
Molecule: messenger RNA, 1560 nt
Organism: Funneliformis geosporum
Lineage: Eukaryota; Fungi; Glomeromycota; Glomeromycetes; Glomerales; Glomeraceae
Source: the annotation of a GenBank genome assembly